AGAACCUCCAGGAUUAGAAUUUGGGACCAUGAGGUUCUAUGUUGCUGACUCUUCCUCAUUACAAUGGAAAGCUUAGGCUGGAUUUCUGUUGGAAGCACCUGUGAAGGCAGAAACUGCAGGAAGUACUACCCCAAAAGGCUGUGGGGUAGCCCCCCCUCAGUCUACUGAUGGCUGGUAUAUAAACUAGGAAGCCAUCUUCGCAAGCAGCCUGAGCAGUAGCUCAUACCACUUCUUUGCAUCUGCUCCACACCUUGCCUUGCCAUGGACUGUAUGCUCCAACUUCUGACCCUGCUUCAUCCUAGAGAUGUGAAUGAUUACAAGUAGCGCCCCCUCCUCCUGGCAUGUAAAUGUGUAACCACUGAAUGUUUUUUCAGUGGUUACACAAUAAAUAAACACAUUUUAACAUCCCUCCCUAACUCUACUUUUUGCCUGCUGUCUGUAAUGUGGUAUCUGACCCUGACUUCCUGGUAUCUUGACCUAGGACUCGCAUCAACCUGGCUACUCAUCUCCCGGUUGCAGCUCAGUAACUGAUGGAUGUACACAGGCCACCUACAGAUCAGUCCUGACAAAGGGCUAUUGCACUUAAGCAUGAAUAUUGAAGACAAACUUGGAGGAUUAUUUCUUAAAUGUGGUGGCAUAGACCAAAUGCAGUCAUCCAGGGCUAUGGUAGGGAUGGGUGCAAUAUCUGACCAAUCUUCAGUGUCUGGGGAACGGCAAGAGGCAGUGCUUCAAGACCGGACUAUGGCACAUCAAGAAAUUCUUUCAUCAAAUGAAGUCUUACAAGAAAGUGAGCUUCGCCAGCAAGAGAUGAUUUCACAUGAUGAACUCAUGGUCCAUGAGGAGACUGUAAAAAACGAUGAAGAGAUGGAGGCUCAAGAGAGACUUCCUCAAGGAUUACAGUAUGCAGUCAAUGUUCCUAUCAGUGUAAAGCAGGAAAUUACCUUUACUGAUGCAUCUGAACAGAAGAGAGACAAAAAACAAAUACGAGAGCCAGUAGAUUUGCAGAAAAAAAAGAAAAGAAAACAGCGGUCACCAGCAAAGAUCCUUACAAUAAAUGAGGAUGGAUCGCUUGGUCUGAAAACCCCCAAAUCUCAUGUUUGUGAACAUUGCAAUGCUGCCUUUAGAACCAACUACCAUUUACAAAGACACGUCUUCAUUCAUACAGGUGAAAAACCAUUUCAGUGCAGUCAAUGCGACAUGCGUUUCAUACAGAAGUACCUGCUACAGAGACACGAGAAGAUUCAUACUGGUGAAAAACCAUUUCGCUGUGAUGAAUGUGGUAUGAGGUUCAUACAGAAAUAUCAUAUGGAAAGGCACAAGAGAACUCAUAGUGGAGAGAAGCCUUACCAGUGUGAAUAUUGUUUGCAGUACUUUUCCAGGACUGAUCGUGUGCUGAAACAUAAACGCAUGUGCCAUGAGAGCCGUGACAAGAAACCUAAUAGAAGUGCUACCAAAAUUGGCCUUUUGACAUCAGAGGAAGAUCCUGGCUUCUCUACACCCAUGAAAGACAGCUCCUUGCCAAAAAAGAAAAGGCAGAAAACAGAGAAAGCAAAGUCUUUGGACAAGGAAAUUGGAGAUAAAUCAGAACAGAAGAAGGAUAAAAAUGACUUCUUGCCUUUGUAUUCUGCCAGUGCUAAAGUAAAGGAUGAAUAUAUGGUGGCAGAAUAUGCUGUUGAAAUGCCACAUUCUUCUGUCAGCGGGUCACAUUUAGAAGAUGCAAAUUCUGGAGAAAUACAUCCUCCUAAACUGGUUCUCAAAAAAGUUAAUAGUAAGAGAAGUCUAAAACAGCCACUUGAGCAAAGUCAGACCAUUUCACCUUUAUCUACAUAUGAAGAAAACAAGGUUCCAAAGUAUGCCUUUGAUCUUGUGGAUAAACAAGGUUUACUGGACGCUGAUGGUAAUGCUGACAUUGACCAAGUUGAUACUUUACAGGAAGGACCCAGUAAACCUGUACACAGCAGCACUAAUUAUGAUGAUGCAAUGCAGUUUUUAAAGAAAAAGAGGUAUCUGCAAGCGGCUAGUAAUAAUAGUAGAGAAUAUGCCUUGAAUGUAGGUACUAUAGCAUCUCAACCUUCAGUAACACAGGCAGCUGUAGCAAGUGUCAUUGAUGAAAAUACCACAGCAUCCAUAUUAGAUUCACAGGCACUGAAUGUGGAAAUUAAAAGUAACCAUGACAAAAAUGUCAUUCCAGAUGAGGUGCUUCAAACCCUAUUAGAUCAUUAUUCCCACAAAGCUAAUGGACAACAUGAAAUAUCUUUUGGCGUGACGGAUACUGAGGUGACCUCCAGUAUAUCGAUCAAUUCUUCUGAAGUAUCUGAGGUCAACCAGUCUGAAACUGUUGGAACAAGCUCUCAAGCUUCCUCAUCAGAUAAAGCCAGUAUGUUACAAGAAUAUUCAAAGUUUCUACAACAAGCAUUGGACAGAACUAGCCAAAAUGAUGCCUAUUUGAAUAACCCGAGCCUUAAUUUUGUGACUGAUAACCAGACUCUUACAAGCCAGUCAGCAUUCUCUUCCAUAGACAAACAGGUCUAUGCGUCUAUCCCUGUUAAUAGCUUUCGAUCGGGAAUGAGCUCUCCAUUAAGAACAACUCCAGACAAGUCUCAUUUUGGACUAAUGGUUGCUGAUUCCCAGCACUCUUUUCCCUUUUCAGGUGAUGAGGCAAAUCAUUCUUCCUCCUCUUCUACACAGGACUUCUUGGAUCAAGUGACUUCUCAGAAGAAAGCAGAGGCACAGCCUGUCCAUCAGGCUUAUCAAAUGAGCUCCUUUGAGCAGCCCUUCAGAGCUCAAUACCAUGGAGCAAGAGCUGGAAUAUCAUCUCAGUUUAGCACUGCCAAUGGACAGGUGAACCUGCGAGGACCAGGGACAAGUGCUGAAUUCCCAGAAUUUCCCUUGGUGAAUGUAAAUGAUAAUAGGGCUGGGAUGACUGCUUCACCUGAUGCCACAACGGGCCAAACUUUUGGCUAAGAAAAUCUUUGUAAAUAAUAUUGGCACUUUAGAACAGAUCUGCCGAGAGUGGGGUUGCUCUGUAUAAGAUGCAGUGCUGUACAGCUUUUAAGAACAUUGUGUUAUAACAAAAAUAAGCUGAUAUAGCAAGAUCAGUAACUUCAUUUUUUGGUUAGUAACCAAUCAUUGAACUGCUUUACAUGUUGUCUCCCCUAUAAAAGGCAGUUUAUUACUUACUUGUUUGAGACCAGAAACUUGCUAUUUUACAUACACUUAAAUUUGAAGCAAACAAACAAACGAAAACAAGUACCACCCAAGGUAAUGUUUCCUCCCAUAAUAGUUUCCUAUUUAGUUUCAUUGUACGUUCUUGGGAGAACAGUAAUUGUCUGAGAUUAUUCAUGUUGUCAUUUUCUAAGCUUGUCAGUGUAGCCAUUGCUCUUCCGCAGGGAAUCUAAAUAUACUAAACAAAGUAAACUAAAAGUUUAAAUGUCAAGAGAUUAUGGUGAAGCAACAUUGGUGUAUUCUAUGGAGAUACCCUUACUUCCCCCUCUCUUAAAAUGAAGUAUAUGUCGUAUGCCCUUUAUAUUUGCUUUGCAUUACACUGAGCUGUGUUUUCAAGGAAAAAAGUAGUAAUAAAUUCUGAUAGACUAACUCCAUUAUUUAAAAGUCUAAUUAAUUUAAAAUACUUUAAAACUUUUUUAGCAAAAUAUAUGUCUGCUAAUGCAUUUACUUCAGUCUUGAAGUGUGUUGCAUAUUUCUUUGUACAGUUGAACCUGGAUAUAACUUUUUUAUGAUUCUUUCACAUACAGAUAUCAAGAGGUUGAAGUUUUAGUUAAAAUAAUCUGUAGGUUACAUUCCCAAUUGCAGAAAAGCUUACACAAAUGGUGUAUCCCGAGAUUUUAAAGCUUUAAUUGUACUUUGCCCUGAUUAUUCACAAUGAUUAACAAAGAGCACUUAGAUUCUUUUUGAUAUUUUUUGAUUUCUCAAAGAAUAAAAAACUAUUUUAGAUUUUUAGGUUUGUUAUGGCUGCAUCAUUAUCAUUUCAUACAACAUUGAUUAUUAUCUUUUAAUAUAAAAUGAGAUUAGAAUUUCUUCACUUCUGUAAAAACUGGUUUAAUUCUUUCUGUCUAGAACUUUGACAAUUCAGAUAAUUAAACAUACUAAAUCAUCCCAGGAAGCUGAAGAAGUAGGCCUUCUAAUUGAAUAUCUUUUAGUGAAUGAACAAUGUUCAUUACAUUUUACCAAAACUAUUGACUAAUGCUAGUGAACAGAAUUUCUUUCUCCAUACAAAUGAGUGACCCGAAGCUUUUGUUGCAUUUCACAGUAUAAAUAAACUACAAACUUUAUCCCUGUAUCAUGAAUAUGUUUUUUUAAUAGUACUUGGCUUGAUGUAUGCAGAAAGGUACGAUAAAUAGUUUUCUGUGCAUUUUUAAAGGGGUUAGGGUGGAAUAAUAUAAAUAUGCUGUGUAGUUUAAGUUAACUUUAAAAUUUUGAACUCUAGACUCAUUCCUUUGAACCUUUCCCUAGAGGGGACGCUGUCAGGUAGUUUAAGGCAAUUUAAACCUAACAUCACCCAGCAAGUGGGGAUACAGAUAAGGAUGCUUACAUCCUUUUACAGCACUGUUCCUGGCUGAUGUCUCUCAAAUGAAACCAUCAGCUGGGAGAGGAGGUUGAACGUCAUCAUGCUGAAGAACACCCUGCUAGCAGAUUUGAGCAGUGGGAGAGUGCAGCUUAACCUUUCCCAAAAUAGUACCACAUUUUAUUGUUUUAAUGGGACCCUGGUCUCAAUCCCUCCCUCUCUACACCUUGUGUGGUCAUUAUAGUUGUCGUAUAGUAGUUGUAGUGUAGUAAAAUGGGCCUUUCUUGGGCCCAUUUUAGGAAGAAAGUUUAUCUGGAAUCCAUAGACUGCAUCUCAAGGGUAUUAUUUACAUGAGCUUCCUGCAUAUCUCAUUUGUAUACAGUGAGAUCAGUUUCUUGUUGCCCUGUGAUAACCUUAAUUAUUAGGAAUCAUUGGUCCAAUGUGCAGCUGUUUUUGAUACUGCAAGUUCUUAUAUACCCUACUACAGUAGCAGUUAUAGUAACUGGUCUGAAGAUAUGGCCCUGAGUUAAACAGAAAAGUAAACAUCAAGGGAGAAAAGCAAAACCAUUGUAGAAUAUUAGUGACACAUAAGAAAACACCUUUAAAAGAAUUAUUGUUAAUCUCCUGUCCUACUUGCUUAGACAUAGAUGUACGUAUGGCACCUAACUCACAAGAAUAUACAACCUAUCAUGAAGCAGGUACCUCAUUUCCAUUAAAUAUUACCUCAUCACAUCCUCACUUUAACUGCCCCCAUAGUGCUACAUUGGCAACUUCAGUUUAAUGUCCUGCCAUUUCAAAUAUCUGUCUAUUUAUUUACUGCCAUUAUAAGAAAAAUCCCUUGGAGCUAGAUAAUCAAAGCACUUAGUUAAAUACAUGGGAAUAAGAUGAAGUAAGGCCUACUCUGCCCUCACCAGAGUGAUGACAUUGGAUAUGUUGAAGAGGGCAGGAGCUUACUCUCCCAAUACUCUUGUAAGAAAAUGCGGGUGGAGGAACCUUGGCUCUACUCUUUCUAUUCAUUAGCCAGAAUAGUUAGCUUGGGGCAUAGAGGUGAGUAAACUGUUUUACACAAAGGGUGAAAUAACUUGCUUCCUCCUAGAGCAGGGGUGAGGAACCCGCUUGCCUGGGUCUGGCCCGCGAGGCUCAGGGUGCCCUCUCCCCCAGCAUUGUACAAAAUCUACUAGGCAUGGGCCCCCUAGACUCCGAGAGGGGAACGUUGGAGUGUAUUUCACCCUCUCUGUUGGGGGCCACCUCAUUAAGGGUUUGGGGGUGUUUUGCAUCUGUGUGGCCCCCCUACUGAUCUUUCUGUGGGUCAGUGGCCCCUGACCCAAAAAAGGUUCCCCACCUCUACCCUAGAGCAAAGUUGGGUUAUGGAAGGAAGAUAGGCUUUCUGAGUCACAAUUCAUUCUCUGGUUUGCUUCUGGGGCAUUACAGCUGUAUUUGGUGCCUUAGGUUGCUUAGCAUUUUCAUAACUGGUUGUAAAGUUCCCACUCUAUCCAAUGGUAAUUAUUUUGUUGAUCUACUUUAUACAUGUUCCUAGCCUCUAUCUGUCAGAGGGUGGAGAUGGAUGGCAGGAGAGAGAUCGCUUGAUCAUUACCUGUUCAGUUCACUCCCUCUGAGGCACCUGGCAUUGGUCACUUUCAGCAGACAGGAUACUGGGCUGAAUGGACCUUUGGUCUGACCAGUAUGGCCAUUCUUACGUUCUUAUAUAAUUAAAGGCAGUGCUGAUUGAUUGUUAACCCAUGGAAAUGUAGGGCUUUUCUACCUGCAGAAAUUUAAGAGCAGAAUUUUCCCAAUAUGAUUGUGUUGCUACAGUUAUUCCAGGAUUGUUCUGCUGGUAAAUUUAUCUUUUUUUUUUUUAUAAGCCAGUCUUUUUUAACAAGUUUACCAUUUUAAAAAGUAUUUUCUCCUUCAGCAUAUUUUAUUUUUUCCUAUCCUAAUGCACACAAACACGUGAUUUCCCCUUUUGAUCUGGCAGAUGUUUAUUUUCAUCUGUGCCACUAAUGUGUUUGAAUAACUAAAAAUGAAAAUGACGUUUUCUUUGUUAUAUUGUUCAUGUGCCAACAUUAUUUAGUCAGAGUACUUUAGGAAUAGCAUUUACACCCCAGCAAUCCAACUGUAGCUCUUAUUUUAUGACUUGUGAAAGGUGUGGGCACAUGUGCACAUAAGGUGGAUUUUUUUAUGUCUGGUUUUUUUCUGUGACAAGGUAACAAUAAAUUUAAAGAUAUAUAUUUAGGAAAUUGAGGGCAUCUGCCCCCAGACAAUAAUAAUUUUAAAUAGGUAGGAUUUUGGAGCUAAAUUACUUGACAGUAUCCCUGUUAGCAUUAGUCUUUUGUUAGGUUUUAACAUGAUUGCAACUACUAAUGAAGGAAUUGGCUUGCAAUGAUAUAUUAGUAAGCACCUACAUUUUCUUGUACUGGUUUGAAAGUGAGUUAAUGAUAAAUGAUAGAGUUUGCAGAAGAGGAUAGCAUUAUGUACUACUAUACACUUUAUAAACAGUAAUAUGAAGAAUUUAAAUCAGGCUUUCCAAUACAUUUGUUCAUGGUCCUGUAGGUCUCAUAGUGUUGCCUAUGGGAAAAUUAUGAUGCAAGGAGAAAAUACAACAGCCUCUAACAAGCUCAUGUUUGCUUAUCAUUUUCAUAACUUUUUAUAUUGUAGGUUGUCAAUAUUUUUGGAGAAAGGGAGCAGUUCAAUGAUAAAGGGAAAAUACAGUAAAAUCUUUCUAAUUCGCUGAUUGCCUAUCAAAGCACUGCCUAAUACUUACCCACACAAUCUUCUUUCGCCCUACUUUGCAAAGUAUUAAUAGUAAAAAUAAUGUAGUGAGGUCUCACUUUUGUCAGACUGUGUUACUUCAACCAAGCAUACUACGGAACUUUUAUCAGUAUACUCUGAAGUAGUAUAAUGAAAACUAACUACAGUUGUUGCACUAAAUGAACAAACUACAUUUUGUGAUGUGAUAUCCUGGCCUUUGUUUGCUUACUUGCUACUUCUCAAAAUUCAGUCAUUUUGAAUGGUUUUCCAAGUCAUUACUGUGCAUUAAUGAGGUUCUGCUGUAGCUUUUUCCAAAACAUUUGUUUUUCCCUCUGAAAAAUCAGAAUAUAUAUUGUUCAGAAUACUAAGUUUGCAUCAUGUGCAGCAAAAAUUUGAAAAUUACCCUAGUAGUUGGAUUAAUCUGAUCUGAUUUUUGCAGUAUUGGAUUAUUCUGUAUAUAACUUUGCAAACUGAAUUUUCUUGUUAGUUUUUUUUAAAUUAACUUAAUUACAAAUUGCAGGGAAAAUCCUAAUAUUCCUGGGAAUACAUUUGGAAACUCUAGCAGGAAGAAAUAUAUCUGUGCUAUGGAUACUUUAGUUGUUAGUAAUACACAUGUGAACUUUCAAAUUAUAUGGUUAGUACUAAGGCAUAAUAAUGAUUUUAUGCUUUAUUAGUGUUAAAAGUUCUUCUAGAUGGGAAGCCUUGUAAUUUUGAAAGUUCAUUCAUUUUAUGUUGGUGCAUGUUUAUGUUAAGCAUGUAACAUUAAACUAGAAUUCACUUUUGCAACAAAUAUGUACUAAGAAAGUAUUACUGAAUGAAAAACAUCUUUGAGUUUAAAUUUGAACUUUUGUUCAGUUUUAAAUUGCUUUAUGUCAGGGAAAUAAAUUUUAUAGUUGCAUUUGCUAUACUCUGAAUAUAAAAACCUUUUGUUUCCUUUUUAAAACAAUUUUUUUUUUUAGGAUACACAAAUUGAGGCAAGCAAACAUUUCUAAGAGUUGUUUCUUGCUUUCUUUAAUCCAAUGGAUGGAGAGGUAAAAUUGUGUAAACAUUAUUUUAUUUUUUUAUGCAAUAUCUUGCUGUAAAUAUGAUUUAUCAAAUAAGGAUGUAUGUAUGAUUGAAUCUCUGAUUCUGCACAGUUAGAGUUUAUCUAUAAAUAUAAAUGUGUCUUGACAAUCAAGGACUUACGUCAGUCUUCCUUUAUGAUGUUUAUUAUUGUUAUGCAUUCCAUUUGUUUGACUUGAGUACCAAUGUGGAAAUCUGUAUUGUCUGUAAAGUAUGUAAUGUUUUUAUAGCUUGUUUUAAAAAAAUCACAAAAAAAUGCUGUAAAUAUAUACAAACUGAUCACAGUACUGCUUUAUGUUAGAAGGCAUAUAAUGUUGUACUGUAUGUAAGCAAUAAUACAUGACAGUGCUAACUUUACAAGUAGCAUAAGGAUAGUUCCAAAAAUAGUUUUGGAGUUAAUAGCCUUGUUUGAGUUAAUCAAUAUUCUUAAUCAUUUUUAUAAAUAAAUUCAACUGUCCUCCUGUCGCAGUAUAUAACAUUGUUUACACAGCACAAUUUCAGUCACAGAGGAGACAGUCUUUAGAUUUAUGACUUCAUCUAUAUAUGCUUUAAGUAAGAAAUGAAUGGCUUUACUGCACUUCUGCAAGAUAUGAGAGACUGGAAAAGUUUAGUUUAAAAAGAAGAGAGCUGCUUUUCUGCUUCUGUGCUGAUUCCUGACAAUUCUUGUACUUUAAUUCUGAGUCCUUAAGUCCUGAUACUGACCUGAUGUGACUUUGGGUUCCAAUAUAAAGGAAUAGUUUUCUUCAUAAUUAAUAUGCAGUUAAUUAGUGCAAGUUGUAUGUUCAUUUUACAUGCUUAUUUUUUAAGUCUGAGCUAUCCUCAACUGAUGAGAUGGGUUUAUUCAGAUAUUAAGGUGUCAUAAAUUCAAACUGAAUAGGUAUUGGGUUGCAGAAUGUGGCAUAGCUAUUUGAACACGGUCAUCACUGCUUUAAAAAAAAUCACAGAUUUAUAAAUGUAAAUGACCUACAUUUUAUAAGAGAAAUGUUUUUAAAUGCUAGUCAGUUAUAUAAUAUGUGUUUUGAAGGAUUUGCUAGUCCACUUCUGUCACUUUUAGUACACUGGUAUCUUUUAUAUGUAAUGUAUGCUUUUUAUUAUUGUAGCAAAACGUUUCAGUAGAAGGAAUUUUGCAACAGUAUGCGGGGAAAUUUUCAUUGUCAGAAUUGAAUUUUACUGGAUUUUGUCUGUUUACUCUUGUCUUUAUUUUAAUGUGGUCUGGAAGGGAAUUUCGUAUCCAAAUAAAGCAGGUGACAUCC
This is a messenger RNA of Pelodiscus sinensis (Chinese soft-shelled turtle), 9585 nucleotides long. The record is from RefSeq and is a predicted model, not a curated record. Lineage: Eukaryota; Metazoa; Chordata; Testudines; Trionychidae.